This is a messenger RNA of Scophthalmus maximus (turbot), 1137 nucleotides long. It is a transcript of the gene mrpl2, whose product is annotated as mitochondrial ribosomal protein L2. The transcript has 8 exons. Gene Ontology annotation, biological process: cytoplasmic translation. Bases 154 to 1053 code for a protein of 299 amino acids. Gene Ontology annotation, cellular component: ribosome. Lineage: Eukaryota; Metazoa; Chordata; Actinopteri; Pleuronectiformes; Scophthalmidae. Gene Ontology annotation, molecular function: structural constituent of ribosome; RNA binding. The record is from RefSeq and is a predicted model, not a curated record.
AAAUCGUAAUAAAUGGUCAACUUCCACUUGUAAAAUACAGUCGAGCCAUUCUCCUACGUCAUAGUUGCGCGACGCGGCGUGCAGGGCUGUCUGUGAAGGACGCCGACGGGAAGCUCGGGAUGAAAUAAGUCAAACGUAAAGGAGGACCUUGUGAUGGCGUUGACGUGUCUGACCCGAGCUCUUCGCGCCCUGACGCUCUCCCAGCCCGCGCUGCUCUCCUCUCAGGUGGCGGCACAGUGCGAGCUGCGAGCCCGGCGGGUGCCCUCCUCAGUGGGCCCGUGCCGAGGCUUCCUCACCACGGCGCCUCUGGAGCAGAACAAGACAUUCUGGAAGCAGAGGGAGAAGUACACCGUCAAACCCAUAGGCAUGAAAAAGACAGGAGGCCGAGAUCACACAGGAAGGGUACGGACGCACGGCAUCGGCGGUGGCCAUAAACAAAGGUACCGGUGGAUCGACUUCCAGAGACUGCGCCAUGAACCAGGCAAAGAGACCCAGUCCUUUUUCGAGGAGAAGAUUGUGGAAGUGCGAUACGACCCGUGCAGGUCUGCUGACAUCGCCCUGAUUGCUGGAGGCAACCGUAAGAGAUGGAUCAUCGCUACGGAGAACAUGCAGGCUGGAAAUGUCAUUAAAACAUCUGGAGCUAUUGGACGCAUGGCAGUCUUAGCCAAUGAAGGUGAUGCCUACCCACUUGGAGCUCUUCCCGUGGGUUCACUGGUGAACAACCUGGAGAUACAACCAGGGAAGGGAGCAGAGUACAUUCGUGCAGCAGGCACAAGUGGUGUUUUGCUGCGUAAAGUGAACGGAACAGCCAUCGUUCAGCUCCCUUCAAAGCAGCAGGUUCAGGUACUGGAGACUUGCAUGGUAACGGUGGGACGUGUAUCCAACAUUGACCACAACAAACAGAUCAUUGGCAAAGCUGGUCGCAAUCGCUGGUUUGGCGUCCGCCCCUCGAGCGGCUUGUGGCAGAGGAAGGGCGGCUGGGCAGGACGCAAGAUCAGAGCGCUGCCUUCGAUGAAGAGCUACGUAAACCUGCCCCCAAUCACAGCUGGAUAACAUGACUGGAGUCUGUUGUAUCAUCACCUUGUAAUAUUAUUCUGGUCUGUAUGAAAUAAUAUGAAUAAAGACACAUUUUUUGUA